UGUCCACAUGGAGGGCCAGGAAUGGGGUCUCAGGGAGCGAGGAGUGGCCAUCUGUAGGUGUUGGAACCAGGUCUGUUCCCAGUGAAGCACCUGCCCGGUGAGCCUCUGGUAGAAUCUGCCUAUAAGUGACAGGAGUCCAAGAAGAGGCCCAGGACAGGGCCAUCCCCAUCCCACAGCCUGGAGACUGCCAGAUACAUUUGGUUCUUCUCACCGCUCACCCGCAUUGGGACGCUUCCAACUUUGACACCAAGUGACUUCCUGUGAGACUUUCUGCUGGCCAGGAAGUUGUCCCUUCUGCCCCACCCUCCCAUCCUACCACCACUGAUGCUGAUGUGGAGGGCUAGGACAUAAUGGAGCCCUAGGGCCAGCCUUUGCUUGUUCACAGGUGGCUCUGGGCAGACUGUGGUUAUGGAGGGAUGCACAGGUAAACAGGGAAAGCGAAGAAGCAAGACAGCUACUGUGCAGAGUCAGGCAUUCUGCCCGGUGUGCCACAAUGCUAUGGCCAGGGACUCUACAGUCCCAGGUUGGAGAUGUCAGGAGCACUGAGGGGAGAGGAGGGCACACUCAACCUCUGGAGGAUGAGUAGCUGGCUCUCCUCUGGCACCUGGUCUGCCUGGCAUUGCAAUCCAGUCCCCUCUUAAGCCAAAGAGAGUCGAGAAAGAGAGUCCAGUGUUACAUGGGGGGUGGAGACGGAGAUGCUGUACAGCCUCUGCUAGGGCACCCGAGGAGAGAGCAGGGCCAGAUCAACUCUCCUGUACUCACCGCAGCUGGCCCGGCCAAGGAGAAAGUAAAGCUAGAAAUAGGUUUCCAGCUGCCUGAAGGAGGAGGAAGGGCAGCAGUCCUUGAUUACCCGCAGCAGAAAGUUCUGGAGCUCAUGGUUGGCUGUGGUACAGUCUUUGCCCUUGAGGAGUCUAAAAGUUGUGCAUAUGUAAGAAGAAAGAAGCUUCAAGCUGCAGUGAGUUGGUGGCUCAGUGGGCUUCCCAGCCACCCUGAGGAGCCACCAAACCCCUGUUCCUGCCCUGGAGGAUAGCAGGCUUGGUUCUGAGUAUCUGCAGGCUGCUCCAAUGGCCACAGGAGAGCAGUGCUUGUGUAUGCCUUCCCCAGGUGAAGGCACCAAGGGGGGCGAUGAGGAAGAACAUUCCAGAGGGGCGUUGUGUGCGGAACAGCGGAGUGUGGGUGUGGCAAGUACAGUCAACAGAAUAGGACCCUCCGGGAAGGGCAGAGAGCUGACUCUCGAAGGACAAGAGGGCCGGGCAUGGUAGCGCACACCUUUGAUCCCAGCACGCAGGAGGCAGAGGCAGGAGGAUCUCUGUGAGUUCAAAGCCGCUCGUCUCAUAGUGAGCUCCACCACUACACGGAGAGACCCUGUCUCAAAAACAUCACUGAGAGAAAAAAAGGGGACAAGGAGGAGACAGGGACGCAGACGUCAGUGGCCUGUGUACUGGACCCUCGAGUUUGGGCUUCCUGUGAGGGCUGAGCUCACUCGAGGGAUUUCUAGCAGGUCAGCACGCCAUGUUGGAAGCAUGCUGAGGUUGACAGGUGCCUGUCACUGUUGGAUUAGAGGCUUAGACGUUACCUCUGCUAACAGGCAAGUCUAAGACAUAGGGUGCCUUCCAGGUGGCACGGCCAGGAUGUCCUUUGACCCCGAUGGAGAACUUUGGUAAGGCUCACAGCAUGAGGCUCUUCCCAUAGAUCUUUCUGGCCAUGAUGAAAUGCUGUAUACCCUGACCACUGACCUACAAUCCCAGCACCAAAACCAAACAGAAGAAGAUGCCUCGGAGGUCCAGAGCCCAACACUUAGCCUCCUGACCUGGCUUCCUGUAGGUUUUGCCCAGCCUGGCCCCAGAAGGCCCUCUCCCGCUUCCUGCAUUCCAGAAUCUGUAGGAAUGUUCGAUGAGUUCAGACACUGUCCACAGCAUCUGCUUUUUGGCAGUGUGACUUCAGGCCUGUCUAUCCCCCUCAGUUCUGGCCACCCCGAUGGCCCCAGGCCUACAUAUAGCCUUUCUCAUCCAGCUGGGAUAGGGUGGUAGUGAGGAGAAUUCUGGCUGCUGCUACUGCCCCAGGCAGCAAGGGGAGCCAACUUCCCUGUGCCUCAUCCUCCAGCAGGGUCAGGUGCCGGGCGGGCAGGCAGGCAGGCGGGCGGAGGUUAUGGGCUCUGCCAGCUCCCAGAAGUACAGGUUUCCCUGAAGGUAAAUGUGUUUGAGGCCUUGCUUAUGACGUCUGCAAACUUGGUCAGCCGUUGCCUCUAGUUCCUUAAAAUUCCUCCAAGGCACACAGUGGCUAAGUGCCUGAGAUAGGGACCGGAUGGGGAAGCGGAGGGUAUCAGGAAGUCCCCAGAUGCUGGUCUGCCUUUGGGAGUGAGGGUCACGCGCCAUUGGACUUCAGAAAGCGGACAGCUUCGAAUUAUAUCCUUCAGCCCCUGGCUGAUACCAAAACAGCCCUGCCCCCCCCCCCCCCAUGCCAUGAAUGGAGUAGGUGUUCACACAAGCCUGCUGCUUCAGGGCCUGGGCCUGAAGCUGACAAAACCGAAGAUCCAAGAGACCUAAAGUACAUGCACAAAAGCCACUGGAGGCAGAGCCCGAUGCAGCAUGGCCCGGUGGGACGGGAGGUCAGUCAGGAAGGUCCAAAUGCUUGGUUCAGGCUGGGUAACUGCAGUCAAGUUCAGGUAGGUGGCCCUAGGAUGCCUGGAAGGAGUUUGCGGAGAGGAUGAGUUUGCUCAGGGAUGGCCUCCAGAGUUAUGAAGUGACCCUUGCCGCUGCCUCUGGCUCCUUCCUAGUGCCCUGUGUGUUCUGCCAACCUCCAUAUUCUCCAGGGUAGUGUCCCAAACUCAGGGCAUGGAUAGACGACAUCUGAGGUAGUCCUGGGCUGGGGGACAGCAGGCCAGUGGGGAGGGGCAGUGGGCAGGGCUGUGUUGAAGCAGUACCAAGAGCCACCAUGGGCUUUGCUGAUGCUACACGUGUGAUAUGGACUGACUCAGAGGUCAUCUGAUGUCAAAACUGACCAGCUCCCUCCACCCCCUGGUCUUUCCACCCUAGUUCCCAGGACUGCAGCACGCACCAGGGACUGCUCCACACUUCUGCCGGCUAGGCUGCAUGUCCUUGACCGCUAUCUUACCCCACAUAAAACCUCCCCUCCCAGCCACUACUUCCCUCCCCCACUGCUGCCAGUCCUCUGUCUCUCACUUGGGUCUCUACAGAAGCUGCCUGUCGGGGCUGCUUGCCCAUGUACAGUCUGUUAUUAACCUGGCAGUCAGAAGGAGUCGAUUCAGACAUCCACGGGAUCUUGACGUUCCUCUGCUCUCGUCCUCCUGUGCGCUGAGAUUCCUGCUGUAGCUGCUCUGAAUCCCCCAACCCUACCAUCACCCCACACUCUCCCCUCAGCACUCAGCUCUGCCAUGGGACCUUUGCAUUUGCUCUUCCCCCAUUGACCUGCUCCCUUCACGUUCUACGUCUGCAGUUUCACCUUCUUAGGGAGCUCUUUUUUUAAAGAUUUAUUUAUUUAUUUAUUAUAUUAUUUAUUUAUUUAUUUAUUUAUUUAUUUAUUUAUUUAUUAUAUAUAAGUAUACGGUCUUCAAACACACAUCAUUUCAGGUGCCACCAUGUGGUUGCUGGGAUUUGAACUCAGGACCUCUGGAAGACCAGUCAGUGCUCUUAACCACUGAGCCAUCUCUCCAGCCCUAGGGAGCUCUCUUUAAUGAUUUCAUUUCUAUUUUAUAUGCGUUGGUGUUUUGCCUGCUCGUAAGUCUGUCCCCGGGGUGGGGAAGGUAUCAGAUCCCCUAGAACUGGAGUUGUGAGCUGCUGUGUUGGUGCGGGGAGUUGAACCCAUGUCCUCUGGGAGAGCGGCGGGUGCUCUAACCACUGAGCCAUCUCUCCAGCCUUUCUGAUGGCCCUGUUUAAACUCAGCACCUCUUCCCCUCUCCCUCCUCCCCACUGGGUUCCCCUUUACUGCGCUCGUUGGCAUCUACAGCACUACCCGUUUUCACUACAUCCUUACCCCAUCAAAAGGAGCAAGGCGGGGCUGGAGUGUGUCGUGGUGGCAGAAUGCCUGCCUGCCUGUUGGGAAAGAACAUUUGCAACCUAGGUCUCAGGGAGGGGGCAGGACUGGGGAGGACCUCGGCUAGAAGCGGGGAGCGAUGGUGGUCACCGUGAUCCACUCGACACCCCAGAAAUUGCUACCUCACUUUGAGCAGAUUGAUCCCUUCUUGAAGUCUCUGGGGGCUAACUAAAGCGCUCCAUACACCGUUCGCCUCCUAGCUGGCUCCCUGCUGGCCUCAGAGUCUGGCCUUUCUUGUGUUCUCAUGGUGCACAGUGGCCUAGCAAGGCCUCUCUUUCCCUCAGGCCUGGCUCCUCCCCCCCUUCCCCUGUGACACCCUUGUCUCUGGCACCAACAGGAAGUGCUGGCAGCUGGUGUGUGCCUGGGAGAUAAGGAGUUUUUACCUGGGCAGAAGGUAGGAGGCAGGUUGGCUAGGGUCCCAUGACCCAGCCUACAGCUCCAGAGGGUCCUCUGAGGUGACCUCCCCCGAUGACACCCUGCUGGGUGGCACCCCUACACCACACUUCUCUUUCCCUGGCACCAGUUGCACGGGACAGACCCAGAUGGCUCUUUGGCCUGGGGACAAAGGCCACACUGUGCCUGGCCCUGGGCGGGCCUCAGGCUGGGUCACACUGAGCCUUUCUGUCCCUUUCUGUUGGGGAUGAGGGGCAGACAGCACCAAGGUGACAGGCCCUUUUCCUGUCGCCCUUCCCCCUCAGCCCCCAAAUCUGAGGAGCUGAUUCUCCCAAGGCAACAGUGACAGAGCAUCUUGUAUCAGAGCUGGGGAACAACCAACCAUUCACUGCCCCGAGUGCCCUGUCACACCCAAGACCCUAUUGGGUUCAAUGCCCUAAUUGUCCCCAGCAAAGAGAAGUAGCCACUCUCUGCUCUGAUCACCAUUCCUGCUGCCUGCUCUCAUGUCACCAUCAGGAAGUCUAUCCUUACGUCUAACCUCCAUUCCUCAUGCUGUAGUGACAGCCAUUUCCUCUUGACCACUUCUCCAGCAGAGCAGCUGGUUGCUAUUGCUGUGCUGUAGCCCUGCACACCACUCAGGUCAAGCCUUGAGCCUAGAGCAUGGGCUCCGGUCUGCAUGUCCAGCCUUUCCUCUCGGUUCUGACCUCCACUCUGCCCUAGGCCAGCUAUUGGCUCUUUGCUCCUAACUGAACCCGAGAGCAGAUGGGAUUUUGGCUCGGUUCUUGUCUUGAAGAAGUCAUCCACCCGGAACAAAAGCCAGGGUGUAAAUCAUGGCAGCUACUGGGAGAUCCCUGAGCUAACAACCCAUCAUGCAAUCCCAUAAGCCCACACUAUAGGCUGACUGCAGGGAGAGCUUUUUAUUUUUAUUUUUUAGACAGCUCUGGUUCUUCCUGGUAGAGCUGAAGCCGUGAGCAGCCAAGUGCAUGUGUCCCUGCAUCCCUUAGAGUGGCCUUGGCCAUGUGCCCCACCACGUGCCCCAUGUCCCUUCAGCUAUGGUCUCUCUCUUUGUCUCUGUCUCUCUCUGUGUGUCUGUCUGUCUCUGUCUCUGUCUCUGUCUCUCUGUCUCUCUGUCUCUCUGUCUCUCUGUCUCUGUCUCUCUCUCUCUCUCUCUCUCUCUCUCUCUCUCUCUCUCUCUCUCUCUCUCUGUAUCUGUCUGUCUCCUUCCUGUGUCCUCUGCAGCUUUGGGGGCUCCCCUCCAAACCCAGAUGGCAGUUUGGAAGGGUGGGCUGAUAGCCCUCACUUGAACACCUGAACCCCAGAUCCUGCCAACCAUGUCUCUACAUGCUGGUUAUUGGAGAAACUGUCUUAAAAAUACAUCUUCUGCCUGUCUUGGAGGGACAAGCCUGUAAUCCUAGCACUGGAGAGAUUGAGGAAGACUGGAAAUUCAAGCUAGUCAGGGCUGCAUCAAAAUAGCCAUUGCAAAAGACGAGCCGGCCGGAACCACGGCUCAGUGGUCUAGGGUGCUUGCUGGGCUUCCAGGAGACCUGAGUCCUCUGCCUAGAACCCGUAUCAGACAUCUCGCAGAUGCCCGUAAUUCCAAAUCUAGAGGAUCCACCUCCCUCUUCUGACCCCCAGGGGCACCUGCAUCCGCGUGACAUAUACAUAUAUACAUAGGUAUACACAUAAAUUAAAAAAAAAAGUCUUGAAGGUGAGGAGGUAGGCAUUUUCCUUGCCUACCACUUGUAAGGUCCCAGGUUCGAUCCCAAGAGUUCCAGAAGCUGAUAGUUUGGAUUUUUUUCCCCAGUGUUUCUGGUCAUCCCAGCAUUCAGCACACCUGGACAACAAUGGACAUCUACCCGGAGUGAUCUCUGCCCUCUGGUCCUGCUGGGAAUGAGAGUUACCAGGCAGGGUGUGACAAGACUUCUUGUCACUGAACCCUCUGUCACCUCCACAGAGCCUCCAUGGGUCCUUUCCGUUUAGAUGCCACACACAAGGGCAUGUGGCAGAGUGGCUGUCUUCUGGGAGCCUUCUCCCAGAGUUCUGCAGAAGGCAGGCGGAGGCCGUAAGAAGAAAUGAAAUCAAUAGAACUCCAGGGGGGCACCCAGGUGGGCAAGGCAAGGAAGCCUGGAGAGCCUCAGCGGUGCGCCACCAUUAACCUGAGUUCCCUGGGAGCAGGGAUCUUGUUUGGUUACUGGAACCUAGUGUCCGGCACCGUGCUGCGCACAAGACGCCCCACAGGCGGUGUGCUGAACUGACUCCGACUGCAAGCUGCUCAGCAGAGGAGGGCUCAGCUGGCCGUGUAGACAGAGCCUUCUGCUUGAAAAGGCACAGGCCUGGGUCAGGACAGCCUGGGGGCCCAGCUCAGUUAUGGUAGGGACAGCCGGGAACGUGGAGUGCAGGGGAGUGGACCUUUUCAAGGCUCACAGAGGAAGGAGGAUAUAUCUGAUCGUUAAGCAAAGCAAACAUGUUACUGACCCAUAAUCCUUUAAACCAGGAGGAUUCUGGAGGGGCCUGGUUGCCUUGGCAACUAGGUGCUAGCCAGCCACAGGCCUGAGCAUCCUCCAGAAGUGGGUUAGAAGUAGGCCCAGGGAGGAGUGCAGAUGGCCCCUCCCAAAACAGGGAUGUCUGUUGCCUUCCUGAUGCCUUCCUGGCCAGGAUGGAGAGGUCAAGAGUUAUAUAGCCUCUGGUUCCUGCAGCCCCACUGACCCACCUUGGACCCCUGCUGAUCAUGAACAAGAUGAAGAACUUCAAACGAAGGCUUUCCCUGUCAGUGCCCCGCCCAGAGACCAUUGAGGAGUCAUUGACCGAGUUCACCGAGCAGUUCAACCAGCUCCACACUCAGAGGAAUGAGGACGGCAGGGACGAACCUGGGCAGCUGUCUCCGGGCGUGCAGUAUCAGCAACGGCAGAACCAGCGCCGAUUCUCCAUGGAGGACCUCAACAAGAGGCUCUCUCUGCCCAUGGAUAUCCGCCUGCCCCAGGAAUUCCUGCAGAAGCUACAGCUGGAGAACCCAGGGCUGCCCAAACCACUCACCCGAAUGUCCCGCCGUGCCUCCCUGUCAGAUAUCGGCUUCGGGAAACUGGAAACAUACGUGAAACUGGACAAACUGGGGGAGGGCACCUAUGCCACCGUCUUCAAGGGACGCAGCAAGUUGACAGAGAACCUCGUGGCCCUGAAGGAGAUCCGGUUGGAACAUGAGGAAGGGGCACCCUGCACUGCUAUUCGAGAGGUGUCUCUGCUGAAGGACCUGAAACAUGCCAAUAUUGUGACCCUGCAUGACCUCAUUCACACAGAUCGGUCCCUCACCCUGGUGUUUGAGUACCUGGACAGUGACCUGAAACAGUACCUAGACCACUGCGGGAACCUCAUGAACAUGCACAACGUCAAGAUUUUUAUGUUCCAGCUGCUCCGGGGUCUGGCCUAUUGCCACCGCCGCAAGAUCCUACACCGGGACCUGAAGCCCCAGAACCUGCUCAUCAAUGAGAGGGGGGAACUGAAACUGGCUGACUUUGGCCUGGCCCGGGCCAAAUCAGUGCCUACAAAGACCUACUCCAAUGAGGUGGUGACCCUCUGGUACAGGCCCCCAGACGUGCUGCUGGGAUCCACGGAGUACUCCACCCCCAUCGACAUGUGGGGCGUGGGCUGCAUCCUCUAUGAGAUGGCCACCGGCAAGCCCCUCUUCCCAGGCUCCACUGUCAAGGAGGAGUUGCACCUCAUCUUCCGUCUCCUGGGGACACCUACAGAAGAGUCGUGGCCAGGUGUGACAUCCAUCUCCGAGUUUCGAGCCUACAACUUCCCCCGGUACCUACCGCAACCGCUGCUCAGCCACGCUCCCAGGUUGGAUACUGAAGGCAUCAACCUCCUGACCAGCCUCCUCCUGUAUGAAUCCAAGAGUCGCAUGUCAGCAGAGGCGGCCCUAAGUCACCCCUACUUCCAGUCUCUCGGGGAACGAGUACACCAGCUCGAUGACACUGCCUCCAUCUUCUCCCUGAAGGAGAUCCAGCUCCAAAAGGACCCAGGCUAUCGUGGCCUUGCCUUCCAGCACCCAGGGCGAGGGAAGAGCCGGCGACAGAGCAUCUUCUGAGCUACCCACCCGGCUGCACGUUGAGGGACGAGAGGCCACUCGGAACAUGAAUUCAGGAAGUGUGGGGCCUGUGUGGCCAUCAGAGGGCUGAACAAUGAAUGCCUGUGGCCAGUCUGGAGGACCACUCAGCAGCCCUGUUGGUAGCAUUUGCUUCCUUCCCUUGCUUGCCACACAGCUCUGCGGUGGCCUCUGCCUGGACACCAAUCCCUUGUCACCCACUGUGGGAUGGGGCAUGAGCUGCUUCCCUGGGAGGAAGUGAGGGUCAAGGAGGGACCCGGGACCCUUUCCCAGUGGACGUGCAGGAGAAGGUGGGGGCCCUGGCCCUGCUGGCUCAUCAGCUUGACAAACCCCCUUCUUAUUGCUUGGACCCUUACUUCAUCUUCUUCCCCCCAUGAGGAGGAGGAAUAUGGCACCUUACCUGGGACCCUGGAAUCGCACCCAUGUGUGUGCUGACCCCACCCAAAGGCAGAUGUCCCCGAAGCAUCAGAAAAUGUAGUGCCUCCCCUUGUCUCCACCCCCACCAUGCUGUUGUCCCCUCCUUGCCAGAAGCCCUGUGCCCUCUGGCUUGCACCAAGGCUAAAAAGCACAAGCUUGCUUCCCGUGUCCAACUGCAUCCGGAAGUGUCCCGUGCUCCUAGAUGUACUCCUGCCACCUCAGCCAGCCCCGUGCCCAUCCCCCAGUCUGGAAAGGGUUGCCUUAAACUGGCAGGUGGUCGAGUGCGCUGUGUCCUUGGAACUCUGACCUAUGUCCCUCUUCCCUAAGCCAUUCCCGUGGGUGUUAUCAUCCCUGAGGGCUGAUAAGUCAACCCUGUCUCAGGGUCCUGAGGCUGGCACCCAGAUAGGCAAGGUCACCUUGACACUGGUACCAGAGUAACCUUGGCUCUUUAGGGCUGGUGCAGCCUCUCCCCCAUGCUCCACCUCCUUCCCAGCCCUGUCCACCUGACCCUGGCACCGACCUCCACAGAGAGGGUGGGGAGGGCGUCGGCACCACAGCCUAAGCUGGAGAGAAGUGAGGUUGCAGCAGGUUUGAUCCUGACAGCCUCAUCCUACAUCCCCAGGGAAGGCACCCUUCCUCUGUACUCCCCUCCUGUUCUAGGGUCUCCCCAACAUUUGGCUGAACUUGAAGGGCAAAGGUCAAAGGGAGGUCAAGCUCCAUGCCAUCCUAACCCCUUGGAGCCUGGGUUCUCCCUAACCCCCUUUCCCACUGACUGUGAAUGUCGUGACUCAGAGCAAAGACAGAGAAUAUAUUUAAUUCAUGUUGUACAAAAA
This is a messenger RNA of Rattus norvegicus (Norway rat), 9798 nucleotides long. Lineage: Eukaryota; Metazoa; Chordata; Mammalia; Rodentia; Muridae. The record is from RefSeq and is a predicted model, not a curated record.